AUGGAAGUUUCAGCUCCCGUCUUGGUCCAGCACAUAAAUUCUCUUGUUUGGGGAACGGAAGCGCCCCGUGAAGAAAUCUUUGCCAGAUGGUGUCAAGAUGAAGGUACCUGUGCUGGUGGCAAAACUCCCUUUCAAGAAUUUGUCGAUGGAUUGAAGCUUGUAUCAUUGGACUCAACAGACGAGCUUCAGGCGAUUAUUAUGUCAUUGAUUCCACAAAUUAUGUCCAAUUACGGUCUCCUGUGCUUCCUGUAUUCAAUUCUUCUGACUCACGGACUGGAGGAUGUAAAAAAUGGAAUGGUGGGCGAGGCAGACACGCUUAUCGAUCCGACUUUUGGAAGUGCUAGUCAGUGUCUUCUUAAUCUGCUGAUUACCGGUCGGUCCAGUCCACACCUUUUCGAUGGGGAGCGUAUUCUGUCUGGAUUCGGCAAAUUUUGCGGUUCAAUGUUGUCUUACUUCAACUCAAAACAGAAUUUCCUGCAUGCAUACAAACAAGCUAUGCAGGGCGUUACUACGCAGCCAAAAACAGGGUUUCUUACCCUGGUUGAAGCCCUUCGAUACUGUGAGGUUGGCUGGUAUCUGAAGAAUCCCUCUACACCGGUUUGGAUCCUCGGCUCCGAGACCCACUUCACAGUCUUGGCGUCCGAUAACAGAGAUCUGGUGUCGGUGGAAGAACCCUUACCGGCCCCCAGCGACCCGCAGUCAACGUCCCAGCGUCAACCACGCGCAAACCUGCGACAAGCAGAGCGACAGUUUGGCAGUUUGACUGAAAACGAAGACUCUGGCUUCCUGUCGUACGAACAGUUUGAAGUACUGCUUGGUCGCCUUAGUCUGCCAGUAGAUCAGCAAAGUGUCGAAAAGGCCAAGGGCGUCAUAGACUCGGAGGGCCUGGGCAUAAUCCUCCGUGAACCCUUUCUGGCAUACUACUACGCAGAGGAACUUCAACGGGAAAACAACCCUGUAUCCAACUUCCGACUUCUCCACUACAACGGCCUUGCUGCUUCCAAUUCCAACGGCGGGAUCCGUUAUCGUUACGGCGAGGCUAAUCUUCUUGACCCAGUUGAUGACACAAACCCCAGCGGAAGCACGCCCCUCGAUCGGUGUUUAAAGACCAAGUGGCCAACCAUCAGAGUAACGUGGAGCAACGAAACGACUCCUUCGUUGAACUAG
Molecule: messenger RNA, 1167 nt
Organism: Dibothriocephalus latus
Lineage: Eukaryota; Metazoa; Platyhelminthes; Cestoda; Diphyllobothriidea; Diphyllobothriidae
Source: the annotation of a GenBank genome assembly